AUGCCAUUCAAAUUUGUGGCUGGAUUGAGUAGUUCUGACUCGAGGGCACUAUGGACUCGUUCUAUUUAUGCAUUAUCGACUGUAUCGGAUGUGGUUAAGCUCACAUUGAGACAAGCACUACCGGAUGUGACUGAUCUAGAACAUAACUAUAGUGAGGUGCUAUUGACGGCUAUAAAUUUGACCAAAACAAGUUCCUUAAACUGCUCUUUUCGGGUCAAUUUCUUCGACAAGUUUGCGAUAGAGGGAUCACUACCGGAUAAAGCAGUAGAUGGAGACUGCAACAGGGCACGUUGUUUUAGCAUCUUGGUGGAUAGUAAGACACUUAACGUUCUUUUCAAGGACUGCGGCGAGAAUUCUGCUACGUUCAAGCUGCUAUUGAUCUAUGAGGAUGAAUUUGAAUCUGAACAGAGGAGAAGAGUUCCGAGGUCAGGUACACCGUUUAAUGUUGACAAACUCUUUUCCAACAAACUUUUCAUCGAGUUUGAAACGAAAACUGAGAUGACAAAGAGGUAUUCGGUCAGUUUUCGCCUUGGAAAAGAAUCAUUUGAUCUUCGAAUUGAAAGUUUGCACUUGAAUAUGCUCAAGGAACAGUAUUUCAAAGAGGUUGGUCAUGAAGAGGUGGAGAAGAAGGAGCGUGUCAACCAAAUCAUUAUAGAUACAUUUAUUCUCAGGAACUUUAUCAAUAUGUUUCCAGUUACAUUGGAGGAUUUCAAGAUUGAAAUUUAUCCGAAUGAACGGAAACUCUUGUUUCAUGGAUUCAAUAGACAAGAAGCACUUAGUUCCCGUAAGAAACUAACCGCUCUGACAUCCCAACCCAUGAGUCUUUCAAUUCAAAUCAGCCUAAACGAUUUGGCGUAUGAAAAUAUACCAAAGGUCAGUGAAUUGGAAGAGGAGCCGAAGUCUAAGCAGCAAGUUUCGAUGCGAUUAAGGGAUAUGAAGACGUUUAUUCAGCUUACUAGUGUGAAUUAUCUCACCAUUGGGGGAAAUACGUCUAUAGAUGCCUCUAAAGGUAUUGGAAACAACUUUUGUGAGAUGAUGUUUACAGAGUCCGGAAGUCCAAUAGUAUUUGAGCGAAAAUACAGUACUAAUAGUGAAGAUACAGGUAAUGAUUGUUGCCAGAUAACGCUAAUUGCCAUUACUGACGGCGAAGGAGGUAAAGCGAGAAUUGAACAAGAGUCUGUGAGUCAUAUAUUCGAAGCAGAGGAGGUUGUUGAUACAGCUAAUCAUGAGAAGGACAAGCACAAUGAGCCUUUAUUUGUUAAUGAAGAAGAUGGUAACGAUACAGAAGAAGAUAUAGGAGAACAGAAGGAGCUAGAUAGUAUAUUUUGGGAGAAUAGCAAGUUUCACACGCGAGAGGUAACGUCUAUUCAAGCGGCAGGAUCUGGUGAAGUAGCAGGACCUGGUGAAGUGGCAGAGCCUGGUGAAGUAGCAGAGCCUGGUGAAGUAGCAGAGCCUGGUGAAGUGGCAGAGCCCAUUGGGGUAGCAGAGCCUGCCGGAGAGCCCGUUCAACCGGCGGAAGAAGCCGAAGUGAGUUCUGACGCACAUUCCCCAUCUCUGCCUUCACAGAUCGGUCCCACACAAAACAUAGUCAAAUUUAAAGGUAUAUUUGAUUAA
Messenger RNA from Brettanomyces nanus, 1614 nucleotides. RefSeq lists its product as uncharacterized. The transcript has a single exon. The record is from RefSeq and is a predicted model, not a curated record. The coding region runs from base 1 to 1614 and encodes 537 amino acids. Lineage: Eukaryota; Fungi; Ascomycota; Pichiomycetes; Pichiales; Pichiaceae.